AUUGGCAUCAACAAGUAUUCAGUUAAUGAUUAUGUGAAGGUUGCUUACUGUUUGUUUUUGUGAAUGCAUGUUAUAAGUAUGAAGAAGAAAAGAGGACAAAGCCCCCAACAAGACAUCUGAUAUUUAAUAACUGCUAUUGAGUUUGUUGAACUCUCAUCUUAUCAGCACAAAACUAUACCCUAUAUUGUUGCCAGAAUUUCUGUCAAAUGGACUUUGUACCAUUUAAGAGAUCCAUUGACUCAUUAAAACCUCAAUACAUGGGUGUAUAUAUAGUGUUAGCAAGCAUAAUGUCAUGAGUUCUGAAGUGGACAGUGAAUUGGAAGGAAACCAAUACUUUAAGUGACUGUUAGUUAUUAGACAAUUAGGAAGCUGGUAAUGAGUGUUGAGGAUCACAUCAUGGCCUUUAGUCACAUUGUCCGGGGAUACCGAAUCAGCAAAUCCCCCCUUCUUCUGGUGAAGAGUGUGGGACCAUAUCUUGUUCCUUUCUUCAAGACAGUCGCAAUAUUCUUUGUUUUAUUUGGUGAUGAUUGCAGAGAUGAGUCCAUCUUUUACUGCAUAGUAAAAUGCCUCCCAGUCAUCUCAUUGAUUCUAUUUGUCCUUGUACAUGGAAUGAACCUGACAGAAUAUUAUCGCUACUCACGCCGAGUCCUUGUUGGGCUGAUUUUCUCCUGCUUUGGAGAUGCCUUCCUGGUAUGGCCUGAUUACUUUGAGGUUGGCAUCCUUAUGUUUGCCAUUGCCCAGUUCUCGUAUGCCAAAGCUUUCGGAUGGCGCCCCAUGAAGAUCUUACACGGUCUUGGAUUUGCUACUGCUGGUGCUCUAGUCUAUAUGUUUUUAGCACCAGCAUUGGAGGGCGUUAUGCUGUACAUUGUGGCAGCAUACAUCACCCUUAUCUGCACCAUGGCGUGGCGGGCGGUGGCCAGGGUGGAGUUCUACAAUGAUCUCUGGACUUGGACCAAACUUUGCGGCUGCAUGGGAGCUAUUUCUUUCGUAAUUUCUGACAUCACGAUCGCUGUCAACAAGUUCAGAUAUCCGGUUCCAUUCCAGCACCAGAUAAUUAUGCUGACGUACUAUGCUGCCCAACUGGGAAUAUCCCUGUCUGUAGUUGACAGCCCUAUUGAUGAGCUUCUGGAGAAGACCCAAAAACAGAAAUUAUGGUGAAAAGUUUGGAGUUAAGGAACAGAUCCCUAUUGAAAUGGUUAAUUCAUGCCAAAACUGUAGUUAUACUUUAAAGUAUACUAGUACCUCAGAGGGGGGACUGUGUGUUCAAAUCAUAUCUGCAUGGAUUGAUUGAACACCAUUUGAUACUUGUACAUAUAUCUGCUGAUUACAUCAUUACAGAAACUUGCCAUGUUAGUGUGAAACAAAACUAUGAGCAGUGAGGGGUAGUCUUUUAUGUGUAUAGUUUAGCAGUAUAUUAAUACAGUAGCUAGUAGUUUGGGAUUCUUGUGUUAGAUGUUGAGUGCUUAUUAAUGUAAACUGUUUGACAAUAUUGAUGGUUUGAACAAAAAAAAUUUGAUAUAUAUCAUGCACAUUUUGCAAAAUUUUAUUUUGCCCUGUUAUAAUACUCAAAAGUGGAUUCAGUUGAAUUUUUUAACAGUUAUAUGUUUUCUUUGAAAGUUUACUAGAUUUAAUGUGCUGAAAAUAUGUUGUGAUUUUUUCUUUAUCAAACAAAAUAAUCAAAAAUAUUAAACUCUGACAUAUUCAAAUCAUGAAUCUGCAUUACGCUAAAUAUACAAUAUAUUUACAAUACCAGGUGUUGCAUUUCAAUACUUUGUAUCAAGCCAAAUUUUAUUUUCCCAGACACCCUGGCUUAUGUGUAUGUUAUUUAACAUUCUUAUUUUUUACUUACUGUUUUAUUUUCUCAUUUGGAUAAAUGUGUUUAUGUUUCAAAUUCUGCUUGCCUGGCUCUGAAUUUCAUUAUCUGUGACACAAAAAUGUCAUAUUCUCAUUCUGAAAUGCUAAUGAAUUUUUUUCGCUAUUUCGCAUUUAAAAAACAAGAAAAAUCACUACUUUCUUUAUUUAAUUAUCAAAAACAAUUCUGAUAAAUUUUAAGACAGAAUUCAGUUGAUCAUUAACAUUUUUGGCUGUGUACUUAUAUGUUUAUAAACCGGUACAUACGUAAUCUUGUUUUCUGCUUACAUUAACUUGUAUUCAUACAAACAAAGUAAUGGAGACCUGUGCUCUCCAAUCAUCUGUCAACGUCCGAUCCCCUCUGUGUCGUUACCUACAUACCUAUCAAGGUAUGCACUAAUAUUUACUUUUUAGGUCAAUUACCUGAUACUUACCUUAUUAUUUAUAUCUUGAGCUAAACAUUGGUAAUAUUGACUUUUGAACUUUGUCCUUCAGAAUUUGUUACAUAAGUAAUAUUAUUUGUUAUCUAUGAUAUUAUUUUUUAUGUAGUGCUUGAUUUCAAUUUUUCCUUAAAU
This is a messenger RNA of Magallana angulata, 2426 nucleotides long. RefSeq names its product lysoplasmalogenase-like protein TMEM86A. The record is from RefSeq and is a predicted model, not a curated record. Gene Ontology annotation, cellular component: membrane. The coding region runs from base 376 to 1158 and encodes 260 amino acids. The transcript is spliced from 2 exons. Lineage: Eukaryota; Metazoa; Mollusca; Bivalvia; Ostreida; Ostreidae.